This is a messenger RNA of Lentinula edodes (shiitake mushroom), 1302 nucleotides long. RefSeq names its product UDP-xylose synthase. The coding region runs from base 1 to 1302 and encodes 433 amino acids. The record is from RefSeq and is a predicted model, not a curated record. Lineage: Eukaryota; Fungi; Basidiomycota; Agaricomycetes; Agaricales; Omphalotaceae. The transcript has 6 exons. Gene Ontology annotation, cellular component: cytoplasm. Gene Ontology annotation, molecular function: UDP-glucuronate decarboxylase activity; NAD+ binding. Gene Ontology annotation, biological process: D-xylose metabolic process.
AUGCCUUCCACCUCUCCUGUCAAGGUCCUCGACAAGAGCGGUCAGGAAAUCGUCUCAGUUGGUUUCGACCGUUUUGGCUUCAACAGCGAGGUCCCCAUUGACGCUUUACGUUCUUUGUACCUCCGCUCCCAUUACGUCGUGACAUCCACCUCCGAUAAAGUCGACGGGGAUUCGCUGGACCCUGACGCUGAGGAACAGCAGCACGCCAAAUUUACGAAAGGUCUUUCAGCUUAUCAAUCAAAAUCGAUAUUCUACCCUGAAGAUAACUCAAUCUCUUAUACUACACUCGCUCGUUUCCCUCCCGUGAAACUGCUCGCGCCCUCUCAACGUAAACGUGUACUCGUGACCGGUGGUGCUGGUUUCGUUGGCUCCCACCUCGUCGACCGUCUCAUGCUUCUCGGUCACGACGUUACUGUUCUCGACAAUUUCUUCACUGGGUCGAGAACCACUGUCAGCCACUGGGUCGGUCACCCUAAUUUUGAGCUCGUCCGUCAUGAUGUUGUCGAGCCCUUUAUGAUUGAAUGUGACCAAAUCUAUCAUCUUGCUUGUCCCGCAUCCCCUCCUCACUACCAGUUUAAUCCUGUCAAAACCGUCAAGACUUCUUUCAUGGGUACCCUCAAUAUGCUUGGUCUCGCCAAGCGUACCAAGGCACGUUUCCUGAUCUCAAGCACCUCCGAGGUGUACGGAGACCCUGAGGUUCACCCACAACCUGAGGAUUACUGGGGUCAUGUCAACCCGAUUGGUGAUCGUGCCUGCUAUGAUGAAGGAAAACGAGUCGCUGAGACUUUGACCUACGGUUAUCAACGUCAGGAUGGUGUCGAUGUUCGUGUUGCUCGUAUCUUCAACACUUACGGUCCUCGCAUGAACCCCUAUGACGGCCGUGUGGUGUCCAAUUUCAUUGUUCAAGCGCUCAAGGGUGAAGACCUCACUGUUUAUGGUGACGGUACCCAAACUCGAUCUUUCCAGUACAUCCAUGAUCUUAUCGACGGCCUCAUAUGUCUUAUGAAUUCCGACGAGUCUCGCCCUGUAAACAUUGGAAACGGUGACGAAUUCACAAUCGGGGAGUUCGCCGAGCUCGUCCGUGAAAUUGUGGAGAAGGUUCAAUCGGAGGCUGGAGACAGGCCUAGUCGUCGAGUUCAGAUAAUUUACAAGACUCUUCCCAACGACGACCCACAAAAACGCCGCCCAGAUACCAGUCGUGCUAAAGAGUCGCUCAAGUGGCAGCCACGGUGGACUGUGCGUAUGGGCUUGGAGGAGAUGGUUAGGUAUUACAAGGCUAAGAUGGCUGAGGGCAGCCUCUAA